AUGAUCCGUUUCUUCAUCGGCUGCGCUGGUGCUACGUUCGUCACCAACCAGUUCUGGUGCUCUCUGAUGUUUGCCCCCAAUGUGAUCGGCACUGCCAACGCCACGGCGGCCGGAUGGGGCAACCUUGGUGGUGGUGUCACGCAAAUUUUCAUGAUGAGUGUACUUUUCAAUCCCAUGGUCGAAUCUGGCAUUCUCCCGGACACUGCUUGGCGAUUGGCCAUGAUCGUGCCAGCGGUGAUGUUCCUGAUCGUCGCUAUCAGUUUGAAGCUCCUUUGCUGGGACACCCCUACAUCCAGGCGCUUCGACGUGUCCGUCACGGGCAAAACCCAGAAACCAUCCAUGAUGGACUAUUGUGAAGUGCUCAAGGACUUUCGUGUGGUCGUGAUGAUUGCCCAGUACUCAGCGUGCUUCGGCGCUGAACUAGCGAUGAACAAUCAGUUGGCUACGCACUUUCGCACAUAUUUCCAGAUGGCGGCAGCAGAUGCUUCAGCAUUGGCGGGCUCUUUCGGCUUGAUGAACCUUUUCGCCCGUAGCUUGGGAGGCAUCACCUCUGACCUGCUCUUCAAGAAGUUCGGCUUCCGCGGCCGCAUUUGGGCGCAGUUCUUGUCGCUCUUCUUCGAGGCUGUGUUCUUGUUCUGCUUCGGACUUGUGGACAACAGCCAGCCGUGGUAUGUGGCCUUGGCCGUGCUCCUGUGCUUCAGCUUGUUCGUGCAGAUG
Messenger RNA from Symbiodinium pilosum, 717 nucleotides. NCBI's taxonomy places the organism in Eukaryota, Dinophyceae, Suessiales, Symbiodiniaceae. The record is from the annotation of a GenBank genome assembly.